Messenger RNA from Camarhynchus parvulus, 2073 nucleotides. Its product is annotated as protein LIAT1-like. Lineage: Eukaryota; Metazoa; Chordata; Aves; Passeriformes; Thraupidae. The transcript has 2 exons. The record is from RefSeq and is a predicted model, not a curated record. Bases 1373 to 1957 code for a protein of 194 amino acids.
UUAGCAUUCUCUCCUGGGUAUGUAAAAACUGCUGGUUUCCCAUGCUUCACUUCCUUGAGAGCCUUAAAUUGCCUCUAUUUACCUUGCUUUGCACUCGAGGCUCAGCUUCAGAGCAGUGCUUCUGGCCUGGAAGGGAGAUGGGAUUCCUGGCAGUAUCCAUUGGCUGUGCACUUUACUCCCGGCUGGGGCUCAGCUGAACAGAGCAGAAGCUGUGUGAUCCUUAAAAGCAUGUACAAAAUUUUGGGGUAACCCAGGCACUUUUGAACUACAAUGCACAAGGAAAAACAGCUCCCCUGAGCCUGGUUUGAGGGGGAAGCUGUGGGUGUCCUCCACCUGAGCCUUUCCAGCUCAACUGCUAAAGGGGACAUCCUCCUCCUUCCCACAUUUGGAGAAGUUAGCACUUGGUACUCUUAUUUUUGUAAUGGCCUCUCCUAAACCAUGGAUUUUCCUUUGCAGUUGACUUCAGGGAAAAGCAGGUUUUCAUUUUCAGAACUCUAGAUGCUGGAGGGAAGAAUGAUUUGCUUCCAACCCCAAAGUACACGGCACGGCUGCGUGUUUUGUUCUGGUCUGUUGUUUAUUUCUUGUUUUGCUCAGUAGAUCCAGCAGUGCAGACUGCCAGGCUUUCUGUUCCUCCUCUGACCAGGGCAGGCCAGGCCAGCACCAGCUGAGCCCAGCUUCUCACUCGGGGUGCUGCUGGAGGUGCCAGAUCUCCUUUCAGAUUGGCUCCGUGGGGCAUUUGUGUGAUGAGUUCUGCAGAGAUUAAAAUCCCACCUUGGAGUCCAGACCUCUCCCUACAGAUAAAGUUUGCAGCUGCUGAGCCAUUGUAAUUAAUGCACCUUGUGGGGCUCAGGGAUGUUAAAAUGUGACCUGAACCCCAAGGCAGAGCUGCAUAAAUUCAUGCUGCAGUGCUGAGGUGCUGUUCAGUGCAGGGGAACAAACUCCAGCCUCAGAGCUCUGUGUGUGCCCCUGAGGCACCGUGGUGCCUGCAGGAUUUACCCCUGCUUGGGAAGAUGUUCUGACGCAGAGGAUGGGGAUUUGCUAAUUGGGCCAGUUGCUGCGUAGAUGGAACUUCUGACAGCUCUUCUGGGUUGGGGGAUUGGUUUUUGUCCUCACCCAGCAGGGAGGAAGUGAGGAAGGGAGCAGCAGAGCCUGGACAGGGAACGUAAUUCCCUGCAGCAUCUUCAGCACUGAGGUAUGUCUCCUGGGAGAGCUGUAGGAAAGCUGCUCUGAUCCCAGAUGUCCCUCUGCAAGAUUUGAAGCUGUUGGAUUUUGUGGUGUGCUGGCAGCAGGGGCUGCGAGUGAGAAGCUGAGCUGAGCAGAUGCCCUUGGUGCUGGCUGGCUGUCCAGUGCUCAGGAGGAGCAGCUGAGGGCCAUGAUCUGUGCCAUGGUGGCUCCAGAGGCCAUGAUCUGUGCCAUGGUGGCUCCAGAGGCCGUGAUCUGUGCCAUGGUGGAUCCAGAGGCCGUGAUCUGUGACCUGGUGGAUCCAGAGGCCGUGAUCUGUGACAUGGUGGAUCCAGAGGCCGUGAUCUGUGCCAUGGUGGAUCCAGAGGCCGUGAUCUGUGCCAUGGUGGAUCCAGAGGCCAUGAUCUGUGCCAUGGUGGAUCCAGAGGCUGUGAUCUGUGACCUGGUGGAUCCAGAGGCCGUGAUCUGUGACCUGGUGGAUCCAGAGGCCAUGAUCUGUGACCUGGUGGAUCCAGAGGCCAUGAUCUGUGACCUGGUGGAUCCAGAGGCCGUGAUCUGUGACCUGGUGGAUCCAGAGGCCGUGAUCUGUGACCUGGUGGAUCCAGAGGCCGUGAUCUGUGCCCUGGUGGAUCCAGAGGCUGUGAUCUGUGACCUGGUGGAUCCAGAGGCCGUGAUCUGUGGCACUGUGGAUCCAGAGGCCGUGAUCUGUGACAUGAUGGAUCUGAGCAGCAGGAACUCCUCGUGUGGCCUCAGAGGCCUCGUGCUGAGGAGCUGAGGUUCCAUGUUCACAGGGAGAUGGGAGUGACGGGCCCUGCCCACCGCAGACAGGACUUAGCUUUAGCGCAGAGUUGUGCCGUGUGUAAAACACCUCUGUGGGGUUUUAUCUUUGUG